UGUCGCCUAGAUAGUUACUCUUGGUGCUCAUCCUCAGCCUUGCGGCACACCAGAUACACUCGCGCCCAGCAGCGCACGACGGUGAUCUUGCGACCGUGUUUUCUAGGAAACGCUGCCUCAGCGCAGUUCCGCGACCCGGUCGUCUUCCCAUUCUUUUCCACGCAUACACAUCAGAUGGCUCCUGUCGCUGCUGUGAUGCUCUCAGCUGCGGCUGUGGCGGUGCCAAUGGCGGGCGCCUUCGUCGUAAACCCUACAACAAGGUCGGCGUUCACUAGGCAAAGUUGGGGAGCGAUGCGAGCGCGCCCCCACUACCCCAGCAGCAGCAGCAGCAGCAGCAGCAGCAGCUGCAAUAGCUGUCGACAGCAGACUCUACGCCGGCACACGCACGCCAACCUGCGGUGCACGGCCACAACAACCGCGGAGGGGAACACCGCCGCCACGGCAGCGGUGGCGGCCGACCAGCACGCGCUGGACCCCACCCUCCACGACGAGGAGGACGCCGCCGAGGUGGACCACUUCCGGGAUUUCGCGUACCCGCAGAACAAGGCGCGAUGGAAGAAGAACACGAAGCAGAUCGCCACCUUGGGCCCGGCGUCCUGCACGGAGGAGCAGAUCGAGGCUCUCUUCCUCGCCGGCGUGGACGUCUUCCGGCUAAACUUUUCGCACGGCGACCACGACCAGAAGGGCGAGGUGACAACCCUAGCUAACGCUUACGCUCUCUCCCUAUUUUUGCUCGUGCUUUCAGAACGUUAG
Molecule: messenger RNA, 753 nt
Organism: Ectocarpus sp. CCAP 1310/34
Lineage: Eukaryota; Phaeophyceae; Ectocarpales; Ectocarpaceae
Source: the annotation of a GenBank genome assembly